CUUGUUUUUGAAUCCAAUCGUUUCUCGAGCACAAAUCGUGAACAUAUCGGUUUGAACCAGGCAUGGAAUCUUAAAUGUCUCACCUCGGAGCGCCUUCUCGUAGGUUCUACCUCCCUCACGAUGGUAGUCGAGGUAGAGAGCUUCUACGGCGUCUACAUGUUGUACUGUCUGAACCCCAAAUUUAAAGGUCGGAUCUACAUCGGCUUCACUGUGAACCCCGAACGCAGGAUCGGACAGCACAACGCCGGGCGCCAUCGAGGGGGAGCCAAGAGGACCAGCGGAAGAGGACCGUGGGAGAUGGUGCUCAUCGUCCACGGAUUUCCAUCUGACAUCGCUGCCCUCAGGUUUGAGUGGGCGUGGCAGCACCCUCACUCCUCCAGACGCCUCUCCCACGUCUCUCGCCGCUCCAGAAAGGAGUCCAGCCUGGAGUUCCACUGGCGUGUGGUCUCCAACAUGCUGCGGGUGGCUCCGUGGAACCGGUUGCCUCUGACCGCUCGCUGGCUGAAGCAGGAAUACAGGAUGGACUUUGAGCCCAGCCUGCAGCCUCCUUUGCACAUCCCCAUCGCUUUUGGAAGUGUGAGGGCUAAAAAAAAGUCCACACCAGCAGACGAUGAGGAAGAACGCAUGUCCACAUGCUUCCUCUGCAGACGGCUCGUGAAGGUUUCAGAGAGGCUGAGCUGUUUCCACCCGUCCUGUGAGAUGAGCAGCCAUUUGAUCUGCCUGGCCAAGCUCUUCCUGAAGAUGGAGCCGUCUCACCUUCUACCUGUGGAGGGCGAGUGCCCAGCCUGUCGCUGCUCACUGCUGUGGGGGAGUCUGAUCCGCCAUAAGCACGGCUGUUUUGGAGACCUGGAAGAGUCCUCUCCUUCUGCGUCGCAAAGCCACUGGGCCAAUGAACUGGAAAUAUGAAGGACAGAACCUAGCCACACCAUGAUGUAUAAAUGAGUAUUUAAUGUACACAUGGAACUCAACAUAUGUCUAUUGCCAUGGUUCCCACGAUGAUUUAUAUUUUAUUUAUUAUUAUUUUAAAACGUUUUUAUACUUGAAAAUGAAUUUUUAGCAAACAAAUAAAGGUAUUUUUGUAAUGUAUCGCGUACAUUAUCCAAUAAUGUUGUGGUGAUAAAUGACAAGUUAACUAGGACUGUGAAAGUGAAACAUGACUGAGACAAUAUGUAUUUGGUGCCUUCAUAAGUGGUUUCUCUCAUCAGGAAUACAGGUAGCUGCAUUAGAUAUUCCUGAAGUGCCUUUGUGGGUAAAAUACUCUAGGAAUAAAAUGUAAACUUGUUAAUGAAUAUGUAAGAAUAAA
Synchiropus splendidus (mandarinfish) is the source of this 1303-nucleotide messenger RNA. RefSeq names its product SLX1 homolog B, structure-specific endonuclease subunit (gene slx1b). The record is from RefSeq and is a predicted model, not a curated record. Lineage: Eukaryota; Metazoa; Chordata; Actinopteri; Syngnathiformes; Callionymidae. The coding region runs from base 121 to 906 and encodes 261 amino acids. Gene Ontology annotation, molecular function: crossover junction DNA endonuclease activity; 5'-flap endonuclease activity. The transcript has 5 exons. Gene Ontology annotation, cellular component: Slx1-Slx4 complex. Gene Ontology annotation, biological process: double-strand break repair via homologous recombination.